This is a messenger RNA of Vicia villosa (hairy vetch), 2507 nucleotides long. Its product is annotated as amino acid transporter AVT6A-like. Gene Ontology annotation, molecular function: amino acid transmembrane transporter activity. The record is from RefSeq and is a predicted model, not a curated record. Lineage: Eukaryota; Viridiplantae; Streptophyta; Magnoliopsida; Fabales; Fabaceae. Bases 340 to 1695 code for a protein of 451 amino acids. The transcript has 6 exons. Gene Ontology annotation, biological process: amino acid transmembrane transport.
ACACUGUCAAUCUUCUUAUCAUUUUUAUGCAUGUGACUUUUUAGAUUUUCCUAAUUUACAAGAUUUCUCUCUGUAAUAUUCUUUUCUUUAAUAUAUUUUAUUUGGCUGAAAAAAAAAAAAGACAUACCUUUUUUUUAAAACACAUGUAGUGUGGGUGAAACAAUAUUAUUCUGGUUUCUUUCCUCUCUCUGAGUAACAUGUUUGUGGUUGUUGAGAGGUCUAUUUAAUUGGCUGUUUUAUUGUUGUUGUGAGAGGUCACUGAUUAACUAUUUAUAAUCAACACCAUCACCCUCUUUCUCUUGCUUCUAACUUUACCUUCAUUGAAAAAAAUAGUUAAAAAUGACUAUUGGAAGUGAUAGGAGGAACAAAGCAAUUGUUGAAGAGAACGCACCUUUGUUACCCAAGACUCAAGAAAGUGAUGUUGGGCUUGAUGAAUUUAACGGAGCUUCAUUUUCUAGUGCUGUUUUCAAUUUGUCAACCACAAUUGUUGGUGCUGGAAUCAUGAGUUUACCUGCCUGUGUUAAAAAAUUGGGGAUAGUCCCUGGUCUUAUUGCCAUAAUCCUAUCCUCAUUAUUCACAGAAAAAUCAGUUGAUUUCAUGAUCAGAUUUUCAAGAGCAGGCAAUAUUUCUUCCUAUGGAAGUCUCAUGGGUGAUAGCUUUGGAAAAUAUGGGAGAGCUUUGGUCCAGAUAUGUAUUACAGUCAAUAAUAUUGGUGUUUUGAUUGUUUACAUGAUUAUUAUUGGUGAUAUAAUUUCUGGAACAUCUUCAAGUGGAGUACACCAUUUUGGUAUUCUUGAAGGAUGGUUUGGUGUUCAUUGGUGUACAGGGAGAACAUUUGUUCUUCUUUUUACAACACUUGUUAUAAUUGUACCUUUGACAAGCUUUAAAAGAAUUGAUUCGUUAAGAUAUACAUCUGCGUUAUCGGUUGGACUAGCCGGCGUUUAUCUUGUGAUUGUUGUAGGAAUCUCAAUUUUCAAAAUCAUAAGUGGAGGCAUGGUGAUUCCAAGACUCUUUCCAAUCAUUACUGAUGCAUCAUCAGUUUUUGAAUUGUUCACUACUUUUCCUGUACUUAUAAGCGCCUAUAUUUGUCACACUGUUGUUCAUAGCAUAAAUAAUGAACUAAAGGAUUCGAAACAGAUGAGAGGGGUUGUGAAGACUUCUUUUGUUCUAUGUUGCUUAGUGUACUUAUUCACAAGCUUCUUUGGAUUCUUUCUAUUUGGAGAAGAAACUCUUGAUGAUGUUCUUGCCAAUUUUGAUACCGAUCUUGAUAUACCGUUCGGUUUUAUUCUCAAUGACAUUGUUCGCGUUAGCUACGCCGUACAUAUUGUGUUGAUAAUUCCAGUACUCUUCUACGCAGUGCGGAUCAACUUUGAUGGACUCUUGUUUUCUUCUUCAUCAACAAGAUCUUUGAAUGUUGAUAACUUCAGAUUUUUCUCUAUUACUUUUUCACUUGUUGGCAUUAUAUUCUUGGGAGCAAAUUUCAUUCCUAGCAUUUGGGAUAUCUUCCAAUUCAUUGGAGCAACUACUGCUAUUUGUAUAGCGUUUAUAUUUCCAGUUGCAAUCACUCUCAGGGACAAACACAACAUAGCAACUAAAACAGACAAGACUCUAUCAAUCUUUAUGAUAGUCAUUUCAGUAACGUCUAGUGCUGUGGCUAUAUACAGCAAUGUUUAUGCGUUGAUCAACAAGAAAUGAAGCUUACUGAUUUUCUUUAUAGUAUCUUGUACAAUUGUUUGAUUAAAGGAACAGAACAGAGUUUGCAGGGUUAUUGGCCAAAUGUGUAAAAUAAAAGCAAUUUUUUCUUGUUGAUUAAUAAACAAAGCUACCAUGUUUUUCAAAGUAUUUGAAGGUGAGUGGAGCUUUGGAUGUAGUUCUUUAUAAUAUGUUGGCAAUGGAGAGCUAUUAAACCUACCUUUUUUAGGAAGGAACUUUACUUGGUUCCGACCUAAUGGAGAACUGUUAGUAGGGUUGAUCGGAUUUUGAUUGUUGAAGGGUGGCGGGACGACUCAGGCUGCGACUUAGUGGGAUCUCCCUAGAGAUGUUACUAAUCAGUGUCUUGUCAUUCUUAAUUAUGUUAAUCAGGUCAAUGGCGAACUCAUCUUCUUUUUCUGACUGUCUCCAGAAUUCUACCAUGUGUCUCAAUCAAUAGCGGAUCAAGAGUUCAUAUUUGUUUUAAAGGUUGUUUUGUGGCUUUGGUUUUUCUUUUGGGAAUUAUGUUCUAUAGAUGGUGGUGUUUUUGGUCAAAGGUUUAUCCUGAUUCUAUGUUGAUUCUAUGUUGUAAGAGCCUAUUGUUUGAAUGUUCCAUCCAAAGUGAUUUCUCCCUUUGUGUUUAUUUUUCUAGCUUUUGCUUUGUGCUUUGUAGUUUAUUGGGCUCUUUCUAUAUGGUUUGUAGUUUAUUGAGCAUUUGGUCUUGCAUGUUUUUUCUUUAUAGUUAGGCAAUUCAUGUAUCUGUUUCACUUUGAUCUCCUGUAUGUAUGGUGAUGGGUGUUUAACUCCCCUAUCUCUUA